UGUAAUUACUUCGAGGUUAUGUUUACCUUCAAAAUAAUUUAAAUUACAAAUGGCAAAUGGCUUGUUUUUGGUUCAACCAAAAUGAAACAAAACUAGAAGUACCGUCCACUGAAGAGGUGGCGAAUGUUACUUUUUAUAAAAUACAAGUACAAGUCGGUGACGUUAAAUGGGUUGUUCUUCAUCGCUACAGUGAAUUUAAUGACUUGCAUUAUCAUCUAGUGGUGGAUCAUGGGGUUUCAAAAGAUAUUUUACCAUCAAAAAAAGUUAUUAGAAACAAAUGCCCACAAUUCAUUGAACGCAGAAGAAAAGGGUUAGAAGAAUAUUUACAGAAAAUUUUUAUCUUCCUGAAACGAACAAUGCCCAAAGUUUUAGUUGAUUUUUUAAAUUUUAAUAUAUACGAUUCAUUCUUUUUAUUACAAGAUUUAUCUACAAACUGCUUUUUAGAAGCUGACUUUGUUUUGUCAACUAAUAAACAAUAUAGCUUUAAUACAUUAAAGUUAUAUGCGAUAAGUCAGUUUCUGAAAAAACCGUACCCAAUAGUUGACAAUACAGAAAUUAGAUUUGAUUUAAGCCCAGUGUUAGAUUUAUGUUCGCAGCUACAUGCUUUGAACAUACAAGGAAGUUCAUCUGUCUUCUUAAAUAGUAAUAUUAUUUUAAAUAAGUUACCAUUUGAAUUAUCUGCAUAUAAGAAUUUAAGUGUAUUGUAUAUUAAAAAUGUGUCGUUUGACAUGAUAUUUUCACUGGGAAAUUUAAGAAAUACUCUGACACAGUUAUUCGUAGACAAUACUAAUACUACAAGUAUUUCCCAAAUACUUCAGUGUGACGUUAUACAUAAAUAUAAUUUGGAAGGUAGUCAGAAAUGGAGAGCGUUGGAGAUAUUAGAUUUAAGUAAUAACAACCUCAUAGAAAUUGAUGCAACUAUUAAUUUGGCACCAAAUUUGAAGAAACUUAUUUUAAAUGACAAUAAAAUAUCUACAAUUUCAAAUUUAUCGAGCUUGUCAAACUUAUCGUAUUUAAGUUUGAGCAACAAUUUAAUAACAAUAUGUAACGACUUGCACACAAAAGUAGGAAAUAUUUUAACUUUGAAUUUAUCUCAAAAUAAUAUUGUAACAUGUAAAGGUUUUUGUAAAUUAUAUUCAUUAGAAAAUUUAGAUUUAAGUUCUAAUAAAAUAAUGGAAAUUGAUGAAAUUAAAUAUGUUGGAGGUUUACCAUGUUUGGAAAACUUUAUACUUACUGGUAAUAAUGUAGCAACGACGGUGGAUUAUAGGAUAAAAGUGUUGGAAUUUUUUGGAGAGCGGGCAAAAUAUAUAUGUCUAGAUAACGAGAGGCCUUCUCAAGCUGAGAUAGACAAGGUAUCAGUAUUACGUGCUUUACGAAUCGUGAAAGAAGGUAAAACUCCUACAUUUAAUAAGUAAUAUGAAUCAAUUUGCACCAAUAUCUUAUUUCAAAGCUAUAAAUGAAAUUAUAAGAUACUAAAAAUGUUAAACAACAAAUAUGCUGUAUAUUUUUUUAAUUAUUGAAUAUCAUU
Anoplophora glabripennis (Asian longhorned beetle) is the source of this 1528-nucleotide messenger RNA. RefSeq names its product nischarin. NCBI's taxonomy places the organism in Eukaryota, Metazoa, Arthropoda, Insecta, Coleoptera, Cerambycidae. The coding region runs from base 57 to 1415 and encodes 452 amino acids. Gene Ontology annotation, molecular function: protein kinase binding; phosphatidylinositol binding. The record is from RefSeq and is a predicted model, not a curated record. The transcript is spliced from 4 exons. Gene Ontology annotation, cellular component: cytoplasm.